Messenger RNA from Zychaea mexicana, 795 nucleotides. RefSeq lists its product as uncharacterized. The coding region runs from base 1 to 795 and encodes 264 amino acids. NCBI's taxonomy places the organism in Eukaryota, Fungi, Mucoromycota, Mucoromycetes, Mucorales, Lichtheimiaceae. The transcript is spliced from 4 exons. The record is from RefSeq and is a predicted model, not a curated record.
AUGACCAACAGAAGAAAGUUAGAGAUCUUGGAAAGCCAGAAAAACAAGGAAGGCCAUAAGGCUGGUCGUCCAAAAACAAAAGACUCUGAUACACAGCUGACACUGCAAUUCCAACCAACAUUGAGGAACACUUCAGCAGCAGCAGCACCACCACCACCACUUUUCACACCUGCACCUACAUCAGCUGAUUCUUCCACCGAUCAAGUCAAUUACUUUGCACGAAUUGAGGAACCAGGUGUACCGCUUUCCGAUUUGCUUGUGGAUAUUGAGCCUCGGCCAACCACUACAAACAACGAUGAUGACUUGGAUGAGGAUGACGAUUUGGAUGACACGUUGAAGCACCAAGAAAGUGACCUUACUAAUGAAGAUGGUGAAGAACCUGUCCGAGUGCAAGGCCAUGCGCAAGUAUACCUAUUGGAUAUACAGAAGCAAGUAGUGGAUGACGUGAGGCAAUACGGUGAACCACGUCAAUACAAGAACAAGUCUUUCUGGAUAUAUCCGUCUGAUGCCUUCUUUGUAUUGCGCGAAAAGCUUGACCCAAAGAUGCUGUACUUGCCACGUAUCUUCAUCUGGAUUCCACAUAUAUUGGUGAAGCACUUUCAAGUGACUCUUAAGUGUGUCUCAUGCAACGGAGAAUUGAAAUCUAAAGGAUACAACAACAUUGGUCGAAGAGUACUGGAUCUUGACAGCUCGUUUUACAUCAUUGGCACACGCUAUCAAUGCAAGAAGUGUCUUUCUGAACUCAACUCCCAUGAUCCAAGCGUUUGGCGUUAUCGAAGACAGUGGGAAAUUUGA